GAAUGGAGGGUGAGACUCGAGAGGAACCUGUUAAAGACCUCAAUGAACUACAAAAUGCGGACUGGGCACGGUUCUGGGUGCAGGUGAUGCGAGAUCUACGACAUGGUGUGAAGUUGAAGAAGGUUCAGGAACGCCAGUACAACCCGCUUCCCAUUGAAUACCAGCUAACGCCAUAUGAAAUGCUGAUGGACGACAUCCGCUCCAAACGUUACAAGCUGCGAAAAGUCAUGGUGAAUGGAGACAUCCCUCCGAGGUUAAAGAAGAGCGCACAUGAAAUUAUUCUGGAAUUCAUCAGGUCACGACCUCCUCUCAACCCUGUUUCAGCCCGUAAACUGAAACCCCACCCUCCAAGACCACGGAGCCUCCACGAGCGACUGCUGGAAGACAUCAAAGCUGAAAGGAAGCUCAGGCCGGUCUCACCGGACAUGAUCCGCAGAAGCCGCCUUGUCAUGCGACCUCUUAGCAUGUCUUACAGUUUUGACUCAUCAGACACUCCUGAUGCACCCAGGAAGUUGGCCGGCAGCACCCAUUCUCUGGCCAGUGGCACCACUGGACCCAGUCAAGGUGGAGUGCAGCCUCUCAGUCAGAGGAAGAGACUGCUCAGGGCGCCCACGCUGGCUGAGCUGGACAGCUCCGAAUCUGAUGAGGAGCCCACGCGAAGCAGCUCCAGCAUGUCCACAUCUUUGUUGGAGGACACGUCACCUGAGUCCAUCAUAGGGAAGAAGGCUCCUCCAAAGUUCCUUCCUGUUUCUGCCACCCCGCAGCCAGACAAGCGUCAGUCUCCACAGAGGCGGCACUCUAUCGAAAAGGAGGCCCCCACCUGUGUCCGUCCCUUUGUCCCUCCAUCCAGACAGACCUCCAAGUCUUUGGAGGAGUUCUGCUACCCGGUGGAGUGUCUGGCUCUGACGGUGGAGGAGGUGAUGCACAUCAGACAGGUUCUGGUCAAGGCCGAGCUGGAGAAGUUUCAGCAGUACAAAGACAUCUACAACGCCCUCAAGAAAGGAAAGCUUUGCUUUUCGUGUCGGACCAAGAGGUUCUCCCUCUUUACCUGGUCCUACACCUGCCAGUUCUGCAAAAGGCCUGUGUGUUCCCAGUGCUCUAAAAAGAUGCGGCUGCCGUCUAAACCUUACUCCACCUUGCCCAUCUAUUCUCUGGGCCCCAGUGCAAUGGCUAAAGAAGAGGCAAGUGGAGCGUCCGCCCCUGCAGAGCCUGAAAAGAACCCGUUUGGGUCUGGACACAGCCGUCACAGCCUACGUCGAAGCGUUUAUAAGUUUUCCAAGCAUGGCAGCAGUAGCAGCAAAGAUGGCCGGUCACAGGACGAGCCAGAGCUCCCCAAGGAGCUGACGGAGGACUGGGUCACCAUGGAGGUGUGUGUAGACUGCAAAAAGUUCAUCACGGAGAUCAUCUCCUCCAGCAAGCGCAGCCUGUGCGUGGCUACCAAGCGUGCCCGCCUCAAUCGCAAAACCCAAUCCUUCUACAUGUCGUCUUCUAACUCGGUCAACUUCCGGCCCUCAGAGCGCACCAUCAAUGAGGUGUAGAAAGUAGGACCGCCCUGUGCACUUUUGUUCGAGCUGAGUUUAUUUGAUUAAAUGGAUUUAAAAAAAUCCCUUCUUAGUCUGAUUUUGACCUGGACUGGUUCACUGCUGUUGAUGUAAAUGGUUAUUUUCAAAAAAAAAAAAAAAUCAGAAGUGACCAUGAAGCCAGCCCAUCCCUACCCCAAAGGUAGUUAAGGUUCUUACACCUUACCCUCCCCUCUCAGGAAACAUUGACGCACUAUGAUUGGUUGUGACUAGUCAGGGCUCUGCAGUAGCUGCCUGAUAACAAAAGAGAGCCAUGCUUGUAUCAGUGGCAGUGAUUGUUGGUUGAUAAAUGGACACAUCGAGCUGCUGAUGUGAACCUGGUAAGAGAAUGUAUAUUUGACAUAAUAGCGGGAUCAGAUAAUACAGAAAGCCAAAAGUUCCAGUGAAUUUGUGUAAAUAGUAUCAAGGCCCAAACCCUAAUCUUAGCUACCAAUAAAUUUUCCAGUUCCUGUUUACUAUGCGCACUCAGGAAGAACAACCGAUUGUCUUUUUGACAGAAAUGCACUGUAGAUCCUCCUGUCAGGUCUGCUGGGUUAGAUCUCAGCCACUCCCCUGCCCUUACUUUAUUCUUCCAGCAACAAUUAUGCCAAAUGUUACACCAUUCUUUCUUCUUCUUUUUUUUAGCCAGUUUAAAUGCAUAUUUACUAUUAUCACAUAACACUUUAUUUUUCUGGGUGGGGUUUAACUUUUAGUUAUUAUGUAUAUUCAAUUCUGUGCCUGGUGCCAAAAUGUUUUUUUUUUUCUUUUUCUUUAAAUGCCUUUAUAGUUGCGGACCUAUUGUACAUAUGUGUGAUAAACUCAAUGGGGGACAUUUUAGGGUAAUCCAAGAUUUGGUUUCUUGCCCUUCCAUGUUCCAAGCUGGGCAAUAGAAGCACAGAAAUGUGGGUAAUGAAUGUGUACAUGCUGUAUAUCCUAAUUGUUCCAAAUUUAAAUUUAAUAUAAAAAAAACUUAACGAAGUAGAAGUAUAAUUUUACCAUGUUUUAUGAUUUCUGCCUCUAGAGUUUCUUUAUUUGAAAUUCUUCUAUGAGACCUUUAUUAUUAGUGUUAUUAUGUUUGUGUCAAUAUAAUAGUAAGAUUUUAUUUCUAUUGUAUAGUUUAUAAACUCCUCAGUGUUAAGAUAUUCCUCUAAAUUGCAAAUAGCACUUUCAUUGGACCAAUUUAUUGUUUAUGUUGGGUUUUUGUCUUAAUUAAUAAUAAUUAUUAAAAUCUUAGUUUAUCACCUCUUGGGGGGGUCCAUAGUGCCAUUACCCAGGGUUCCUCAUGAAUGAAAAUGUGUAUGAAUGGUUGCUGGUUGUUUGUAAGGAAGAAUAAUGGCUAAAACAAAACACUCCCCUGAAUUGAAUGUAGGCAUUUUUUAAGUGUGUAACUGUCAUUGAAUAUGCUUUAUGAACAUAUUAUCCCUUUCAACACUCAUAUACACAUAUACAUACAAACAUCUUAUGUUCAUACAGUGUGUUUUGUGACAGAUAUUACCAAAUGAACACAAAGCCUAACCAGCCAUGCUCCAACAACAUCUGACCAGUUUUAUUUUAGACCUCUGUAAGGAAUGUGUGCAUGCUGUACUGUGAUCUAUUUGUUUUUAUCAAAGAAAUUAUAAUAAAAUCAUCAUGAUUCUUA
Lates calcarifer (barramundi perch) is the source of this 3198-nucleotide messenger RNA. RefSeq names its product protein spire homolog 1. The record is from RefSeq and is a predicted model, not a curated record. Gene Ontology annotation, molecular function: actin binding. Lineage: Eukaryota; Metazoa; Chordata; Actinopteri; Centropomidae. Gene Ontology annotation, biological process: actin nucleation; polar body extrusion after meiotic divisions; actin filament network formation. Bases 3 to 1538 code for a protein of 511 amino acids. The transcript is spliced from 13 exons. Gene Ontology annotation, cellular component: cell cortex; cytoplasmic vesicle membrane.